GAUAAAAAUUUGUAUUAGAAUUGAAUAUGAAAAAUAAUAGUUUUUUCUUAAGCAAAGAUGGUUUGAUAGCUAUCAAUGGAAUUCAGGAUAUGUGUUAUAUUCUAUUUCAAACUCAUCCAUUAGAUGUAUUAAUCUUAUAUAACAAUAAGAAGAUAGAAGUAAAACAAUAUCAAGUGAAUUUAAAGCUUCACUCUAUUAUACAAGUAGAUAGCUAUUAAGAUUCAGUAGUUAAGCAAACGGUACUGAGUUGGAAUCUCACAGAGUGGACAUCAACUCUGAGAUAUAGGUGCAUCCAGUUGACGAGUCCCAAAUGGAAUAAAACGCGAGUCAAACUGGAUUCCAUUGCUAGCCACUAUUGAUCAUUGUUUUUAAGGCUUAUGACUUUAGGCAAUAUCGAGAUAAUUCGCACAGGAUGCAUAUAUGCCCAUAAAAGACUGAUCAAUUUCAGAACAACACAUAUAAGCGAACAA
Molecule: messenger RNA, 470 nt
Organism: Schistosoma spindalis
Lineage: Eukaryota; Metazoa; Platyhelminthes; Trematoda; Strigeidida; Schistosomatidae
Source: the annotation of a GenBank genome assembly